CAGCUGUACCUGCGAUCCAUUAUUAAACCGUCUGCAACACUACAACCAAAAAUAAAGUCCGUAUGAAGUUAGCAGCUAUAGAAGUAGCACAAUAUGUGUGCCGACGACCUCAUUAUUAGAAUUUGCCAAACAACCACCGAAUGAAGACGUGGAAAAAAAGGUAGAAUAAUUUUUGGUUCGUGCACUUGGCUCAAAGUUAAAUACAAUGAACAAAUUGCGUGUUGCGUGUCUUCAUAUAAAACGAAGCUAUUUGCAAUGCUAUAAAUGCUCUGGGACCGUGUAAAGAACUUAAUCCGUUGGUUACAUAGAAAACAACAGUAUUUUACUUCCACAAGUGACAGAUGACCAAAGGACGCUGGAGAAAUUCCUAAGCCAUGUAAUUGCCAGAUGUGCUUCUGAGAAACGGUAUGCCCCAUAUAGAAGAACGUGUUGUGAACUAUUGUAAAUGUAAAGGUAGUGUUUUGGACCAAUGCAAGAACUCUUAUGCAUAAGUAAUUUAAACAUUGAGUAAUUAAAUAUUCACUCAACGAUUUAAGGAAGUAGUCUCGGAAGUAGUAAUACAUUUUCAUGUUGUUGGCCUUUACAAAAUUAGUAGGUAAAUCUUUCUUUAAAAAAUUAAAAUUGCUAUUGUGUAGGAAGAUAUAGAUACUUUUACAAACAAUCGAGUAACGUGACGGUCAUUUCUAAACAUGGCGACCAAACGACCAAGAUCUGGACCUCGUGACCAAUGUCUUUUUAGGCUGCACACGUGCCAUGAGGCAGCUCACGCAUCGUAUGAACAUGCAGAUUUAAAAUUAGGCGCCACUAUAAUGGGAUUCGAUAAAAUCCGUGCCAUGUGAACGGGGUUUUACGUUACGAAGCAAAAGGCAACCGUAUUCGUUUAGUAACCGUGCCAUCAAAUCACGUGCGUCGAAUAUCCAUAGAACUUUAGUGAUCUGUGUUAUUAAUUAUUAAAAAAAUAAAACCUCAGAAGCGGUCAAGUGACUGAGAUUACCACUACCAGUGUACAAAGUGUAUUGAACGAUAAAACCACACUCGAUGACGAACGUAUCAAUACAAACACAUUUUACGAAUCUCGAAACGACAUUUUGUACCUACUCAAUGAAAGCUACAAGCGGCAUCCUGUUAUGCAAAUAAGAUAUCAAUAAGUAGGUACACUUGCUAGUGUAAAUCUCGCAAUGUUAUUCAACGCGUUCCUCAUUUUAAUCUUCAUUCACAAUGAAGCGCGUUCCGCGCGAAUACUUGGCAUAUUUCACGAACGAUCAUUCAGUCAUCAAAUACUAGGCAUCAAGCUGCUGUCUGCAUUAGCUGCAAAUGACCAUGACGUUACGAUGCUGACGCCAGUUGCUCCAAAAGAAGUGAAUUUUACAGUGAUCAAAUUGAACAUGGAAGGCCACGACACUGCAUCAAUGCGCAAUCUAUAUGACACCCAUACUUUUACAAUAUGGCGUAGAAUGGUCGGUACCGAUGAUUCGGGGUUGCUCUGGGCCGAAACGGUUUUAAACGAUAGCAAUCUAAAGCGUUUGUUAAAAUCAAAGCAACAGUUUGAUCUGGUACUAAUGGAACAGUUAGGCAAUCACGCCCUCAAGGGAAUCUGCUACCACUACAAAGCGAUCUGUGUAAUAUUAAGCACCAUGGGUCCCACCUGGCUAACAAACGAAAUGACGAGAAAUCCAAACGCUCCAUCACACAUGCCCGAUAUGUACGUAAACUACCCUCCUGUAAUGGGCUUCUUCCAAAGGCUACAUAACGCCUACGCUCAAUACUUACAGAAGUUGUACUUUUACACCUACACAAUCCGCAAGCACAACGAGAUUGUGCAAAAGCACUUCCCGGGUUUUCCCCACAUAAUGGAAAUUUUAUACAACGUCUCCUUGGUGUUGGUAAACUCACACGUAAGCACUUCGAAUCCGGCCUCAAAUCUUCCGAAUGUUGUGGAAGUGGGCGGUUUUCAUCUUGACCUUCCGAAGAAACUUCCGGAGCACAUAGACGCAUUUUUAAACGGCGCGGAUAAUGGCGCAGUUUACUUCAGCAUGGGUUCCAUUUUGAAUGCGCGAGAUAUGGAGAAACACAAAUUGGAGAUGAUUAUCACGGUGCUCGGUCAGUUGAAGCAAAGAGUGCUAUGGGUCGGAAAUGUAGAAAAUCACUCACAGUUACCCGAAAAUAUUCUGUCCGUAAAAUGGGCACCGCAAGUUGACGUGCUAGCUCAUCCCAAUAUACGCCUUUUCAUAUCCCAUGGAGGUCUUCUAAGUUUGACAGAAUCGGUCGCAUGCGGAGUGCCCAUCCUCGGAAUUCCGGUGCACGCGGAUCAAGGGUAUAAUUCCGCGCUCUCUGAGGCUGCCGGUUUUGGCAUUUCUCUCCCAUAUCAAUCGCUCAUCGAGGAGAAGUUUAAAGACGCGGUCCACCAAUUACUUCAAAAUCGAAGCUACACGGAGAAUGCGAAACAAAGGUCGCGAGUUUUUCAUGAUCGACCAAUGAAACCUUUGGAUUUGGCCGUUUAUUGGAUACAAUACGUGAUACGACAUAAUGGAGCGAUGCAUUUACGCAGCAGUGCCCUUCAUUUGGCGUGGUACCAAUAUUCUCUCUUAGAUGUUUUGUUUGUGGUAGUUCUCUUAGUUGCAGUUAUCUGUCUGUUAACUAAAAAGAUGUUUAACUUGUGUCUACGGAAACAACUAAAACCAAAGACAAAUAAAAUAAAGAAAGCGCAAUGAAGAAAAUAAAAAGGUUUAGUAUCGAGUAACUUGAGUUUCAGAGUGACUUGUAAUUUUCCCGCACAAUCAAUUACAAGGACUUGGGUUGAUCUGUAGAUCAAGUUUGAAUCUGUUUUUUGAUUUUUGAUAUUUAGAAACGGAUUUUAAAUUUUUGUGUCGGUUACCUCGAGAUAAAUAAA
Molecule: messenger RNA, 2890 nt
Organism: Photinus pyralis (common eastern firefly)
Lineage: Eukaryota; Metazoa; Arthropoda; Insecta; Coleoptera; Lampyridae
Product: UDP-glucuronosyltransferase 2B15-like
Exons: 5
Coding region: 1179-2711 (510 amino acids)
Molecular function (GO): UDP-glycosyltransferase activity
Source: RefSeq, a predicted model, not a curated record